AUGUUUACAGAAAAUAUCUAUUGUUCUUACGGGUAUUUGUGGUUACAACGAUCACAAAUCAUGGUGGUGCGUGAGAGCCAAGAUCGCCCGGUGAUACCUCAAUUCUAUGCUGGAAGAGAGGUAUUCAUCACAGGCGCAACUGGCUUCAUGGGAAAGGUUCUGGUCGAGCGGCUGUUGGCUACGUGUCCUAACAUAGGCUACCUUCACCUUUUGAUGCGAACUAAGAAGGACGUUUCUCCAGACAGUAGACUUAGGGAGUUAAAGGAGUCAAAGGUGUUUGACGUCCUUCGGCGUAACAAUCCUGAGCAACUGGAUAAGCUGCGCAUUGUAUCCGGAGACAUCACCAAACCACACCUCGGUCUAUCCGACCGCUUUAAAACUGAUUUAGAGAAAGUAAUGAUGUUACUGUUGAACUACUAA
Messenger RNA from Diatraea saccharalis (sugarcane borer), 420 nucleotides. Lineage: Eukaryota; Metazoa; Arthropoda; Insecta; Lepidoptera; Crambidae. The record is from the annotation of a GenBank genome assembly.